This is a messenger RNA of Cyclopterus lumpus (lumpfish), 1682 nucleotides long. RefSeq names its product zinc ribbon domain containing 2 (gene znrd2). The record is from RefSeq and is a predicted model, not a curated record. The transcript has 4 exons. Lineage: Eukaryota; Metazoa; Chordata; Actinopteri; Perciformes; Cyclopteridae. The coding region runs from base 93 to 806 and encodes 237 amino acids.
CGGAGGCUAACCGCCGUAAACCCUCACAAAAGAAGAAGAAGGAACUUGGCGACUCUGACGUCAUCACGUAGAACGUGUAGCACUGAAGCAACAUGGCUCUGAAUGGAGAUGACAAGGACUUUGAGUGGGAGCCUCCAACAGAGGCAGAGAUGAAGGUGAUCCAGGCUCGCAGGGAGCGACAAGACAAAAUCAGCAAGCUGAUGGGAGACUACCUGCUCAAAGGAUACAGGAUGCUGGGAGAGUGCUGUGACGUGUGUGGGACAAUUCUUCUCCAGGACAAACAGCAGAAAUACUACUGUGUCUCGUGUCAGGAGCUGGACUCUGAUGUUGACAAGGACAACCCUGCUCUGAAUGCACAGGCUGCGUUGUCCCAAGUGAGAGAGAGACAGCUUGCAGCUCAGGCCAAUGCACCGCCCCAGGCACCGCCCCAGGCGUCGCCCCAGGCCCCCGAACUCAAUGGAGGCCCCAGCAGCAGUCAGGCAAGUGUGUUAGUUCCUCUGCCCAGACCAGAGCACUGUGAGGGGGCUGCAGCAGGGGGAAGAGCUCUCUUGCCUCCACCUGCUGUCCCUCCUCCUACACCUCCUACCCCCACCCCAGUCCCAGCACCUACUCGCCCCCCAGUGAUUCCACAGAGCCCUGCCCUCCAACCUAUGUUGCAAGAAGCUGAGGAGGCUGUUCUAAUCAAACUUCGGUGGGCCACUAACCAGCUACAGAGUUCGGCCUCCAUGGAAUCAAGUAUCCAGCUCUGCAGCCUCAUCACUAGCUGUGCCAACUCGCUGCGCAGCCUCAAGGAGCUCAGCCAGUAACCGUCAUGGAAAAGGUUGAAACCCUGGAGCGCUGUUUCUGCUCGCCUCUGUCCUGGAAUACUGACUCUGGUUAGCUGCUUUGCAGCAUCUCUCUUGGACUGACUCCUUGCAUAGAACUGAAAAUUAAAAUUGGUCAGCAAAUGCACUUGAAAUAAGAUUAAAAUGUCAUAAGUUCACAAGUUGCUCUUGAGUUAGUGUACCUAUAUGGCUUGCAGAAAUAUCAUGUUACAUUGUUUCCUAAAACAUUUAAGUACACAUGUUUGAACAUUUGACUGUUUUUGUCAAUUUGUAAGUUAUGACAGGAACAGAACAUGUCUAAAUGCAUUGGUAUGACUUUAAAACCAUCUGGACAUUACAACAUUUUAAAACAUGUAAUAAUCUAUGCUUAGGCUUUAAUUAAUCAAAAAAAGCCACCAAAUUGAAAGCUGGGUAAAUGUCAACAUUGGUUUUCUGAUUGGUUGUUCAGUAGUAUCCAAACAUGGUGUAGGUUUGAAUAUUCAAACAAAAGCUCAAGCUCUUGUGCCCAAAUGUCUGUAUAAUUGUGUGUCUGCACAUGCAACAGUGUUUUUGCUAAUAUACAACAUACUACUAGACCGAAAGUCCCCAAUUAUAAUGUAGAGAUGACUGUUGGUGUAUUGUUGAAAACACCAGUCUUCUGAUAAGAGAUGCAUUUUUCUAUUUACUGUUCAGUCUGGAUUCACAUGGAUGCUGUUGUCUGAGUCUCUUGUGAUGCAAAGAGUGUCAGUGGGCUAAAAGUUCUGAGGUUUUUAUUGUAAAUAUAUUUGAUAAAUGAUGAUGAUGGUGGUGUGAUGCUCAGAUGAAAUGGGCGACAUUCAGGAGUCAAAGUCAUAAUUCUUCAUUCAUUAAAAGCAUCUA